AUCAUCAUCUUCAACUAAAUAACACUUUCCUUCAACUUCUCGUGCACUGUUUUUUUUCUCUCUCCUCUGCAAAUUCUCGAACAUUAAUGGAGUUUUAGGGUUUAUGAUUUCCGCUAAUUUCACUAAAAUUUGAGCUUCAUCUUCGCUUAAAUUCCUUCAUUUCUUCACUUUUCCGAAGAAUUAUCAAGAGCUCAACAAACCCUUUUUGUAGCAUUGAUGGGGACUGAGAGUGUGAGCCUCGUUGAGAAGAAUCAAGAAGAAAAUCAACCUGUUUCUCCGGGCUUUAGUUCAUUUCCAACAUUCAUCUUGAGAAGAGCAGAAGUUUUGGACAACCCUCUUGGUCCCGUGGGUGCUGAGAAUGCAAGUGAUCUGGAGAUAUCUUCAGUGCCAACUUCAUCUGAGAUUGAUGGAUAUGCAAGCAUCAAGAGAAGUUUAAAGUGUAAACAAAGACCAUGGAUUGUUUAUGACCAGCUUCAAAGUGAAAGGGAGCCAGAUGUUAAGCAGCAUGAUAUGAAUUUGUCUCCGAAGGUUUGUCUUCCCAAAGGUGUUACUAGGGGAUGCUCAGAUUGCAGUGGGUGUCAAAAGGUUUCAGCUAGGUGGAAUCCAGCAGGAGCAUGCAGUUGUGUACUCGAAGACGCGAUUGUUUUUCAUCCUGAUGAAGAGGACUUCAAGGACACCUUCAAGUACAUUGACAGCAUAUGUCAACAGGUGGAGCCCUAUGGAUUGUGCCGUAUUGUUCCACCUUCAUCAUGGAAAGUUCCUAGCUUUCUUGAGGAAGAUGACAUUUGGCAGAAUUAUAAACUUUCAACUCAAGCUCAACGAGUUAAUGAGCUCCAAAAUCAUGGAUCCUACAAAAAGAUAUCUGCCAGCAAUGACACUAGGAAGGCAAAGCGAAGAAAAUUGGAUUACGAGUUUGAUGAUGCCUGUGCUGCAAAUUUUAGCUCUGACGAAAGCCAUAGAUCAGAAAGCUUUAAUGUUGAAUCUGGUCCUGAGUUAAGUCUUAUAGCUUUCAAACGACAUGCUGAUGAUUUUCGGCGGAUUUACUUUUCCAAAGAAGUUGAGAUUGCAAGUAGUAAAGUUAAUCCAACUAUGCAUCAAGAACAGUGGGAACCAUCUGAACAGAUUAUUGAAGGUGAAUUUUGGCGGAUUGUUGAAAAGCCAACUGAAGAAAUAGAAGUGCUUUAUGGUACUGAUUCUAUUUCUAAAAAUCAGAUCUGUAAAUUUUCAGUAUCAUCAAACUCAGGGCAGGCAUCCGACUCUGUAGAAGGUUUUGCUCCAAAUUGGGACCUGAAGAAUCUCUACAAGUUGCCUGGUUCCUUGCUUUCUUUGGAGACAUUGGAUUCUUCUGAUAUCCUAGCGCCUCAGCUACAUAUCGGAAUGUGCUUUUCAUGCCUUCCUUGGACUGUUGAAGAGCAUCGCUUAUACAAGCUGCACUAUCUCGGUAUGGGUGCUCCAAGAAUAUGGUACAGCAUACCUGGAUUUGUUUCCCAUAAAUGUGAGUCUAUGGUGAAGAAGCACUUCCCAUGUGUGGCAGAAGAACAUUUGGAGCUGCUUCAUAGACCGGGAAGGCAAUUAUCUCCUGCAACAUUAAAGUCAGAGGGUAUACCAGUUUAUCGUUGCGUCCAGCGACCGGGGGAAUUUGUUCUUUUUCUUCCCGGAGCUUAUCAUUCAGGUUUCGAUUGUGGAUUUAAUUGUUCCGUGUCAGCAGUUUUUGCUCCGUUGAAUUGGUUGCCUCACGGGCAGAUUGCCAUAGAAUUAUAUCGUGAGAGCAGAAGAAAAACAUCAAUUUCUCAUGAUAAGGUACUACUGAGAGCAGCUGAUGAAGCUGUGAAGGCCCAAUGGGAAUCUCUACUAAGGGGUAAGAAAACACCAAAAGUCUUGACAUGGAAGGAAGCCUCUGGAAAGGAUGGGGUACUAGCAAAAACUUUAAGGGCUCGUAUCAGGUCAGAAGCGAGGUGUCGGGACUAUCUUUCUUCUGCGUCUCAGGCACGGAAAAUGGACAAAACCCUCGACGAUGAUGGCCGGAAACGAGAAUGCAGCAUCUGCUCUUGGGAUUUGUAUUUGUCUGCUGUGUCCUGCCCUUGUAAGCAAAACAAGUAUUCAUGCCUGGUUCAUGCCAAACAUUUCUGUUCUUGCGCUUGGACUCAGAAAACUUUCCUGUUUCGCUAUCAGAUCAACGAGCUAAAUAUUCUGGCAGAGGCCGUGGAAGGCAAGUUAAGCUCAAUCAGGGCUUGGGUCAAAGAAAAUCUUGGGGCGGCCUUGCAGUGGAACAAGCCUAAUCAAGACCAAAUUAAGCCUUAUGUGGAACCAACUUCUACUGCUAUCAUUGACAAAGUUACCUCUACGGAAAUUGAGGAUUCUGCCUUAAAGCUACUUUCAGAAGCAAAAAACCUUCUUAAGAUCAACUCAGAAGAUGAUUUAAAGGCUAAAGCAGGGGAGACUAGUUUGAAAAAUCUAUCUGAUGAUGGAGGGAGUUCGUCGUCGUCGUCCUCGGAUUUUGAUAUUGAGGAAUAUAUAACACAUCUGGAGGAGUCCUAUGGAGCUUUGCCUCCAACCAUCUAACAAGGAGGGAGAAUCAAAUCUAAACAAACAAGACCUUGCUUGGAAAUUUAAAGGGUCUGGUGCAAAAAUGUUUAGCCAACUAAAAAAUACUCGAAUGUCCUAUUAGAGCUGCGAUAGUCGUAUCCUGUUUAUGUUACUGCCUUUUGUGACUAAAUAAAUAAAAUUGUUUAGAAUGUCUUA
Molecule: messenger RNA, 2742 nt
Organism: Beta vulgaris subsp. vulgaris (sugar beet)
Lineage: Eukaryota; Viridiplantae; Streptophyta; Magnoliopsida; Caryophyllales; Amaranthaceae
Product: putative lysine-specific demethylase JMJ16
Exons: 9
Coding region: 217-2562 (781 amino acids)
Biological process (GO): chromatin remodeling
Cellular component (GO): nucleus
Molecular function (GO): histone H3K4me/H3K4me2/H3K4me3 demethylase activity
Source: RefSeq, a predicted model, not a curated record